UCUCCGUCUCAGUUGACACAGACGAGCCGGGCAGUUGGGUUUGGGAACUGGGACGGUUAGUUGUGUGACUGUGACGGUUGACCGUCGUUAGUGUAGGAGAGAAGGGCGCCAACCCUUGACCCAGCAGCGUUGGACGCUUAUAGGUCGAUGUUGAGCGGAAGACUGGAAGGAAGGAGAGCCUGAAGAAGUAGCAGAGUAGAGAGAGAGAGAGCGAGUUCAUAUACGUAGCGUGUGCGUGGCAAUUUUCAGACUGUAAAGCGUGACUGACAUUAGUUAAGGGAGAGAGACGCAGCAGCUAGGAAGGAAGUUCUCUCCCUGUCUGUGCCAGUUGCUGCUGCUGCUGCUGCUGCUCUGCUGUCUUGUGUUUCAGUGUCUUGAUAUGCUCGCUGUGUCGUGGUACAUAGUCGACCAAGAUGUGCUGUGAAGGACGUCUGCUUUUUAUUUGCGUUUUUUUAAAGAGUAAAACGAUUUAAUUGUCGCUGGCGGGAAACCAGAAUGGAGUGCUUAUUGUUUGUUGUUAUUUAAUAAAUUUCUGCUAGUCGAGACGCGAAAAGUGAUCUAUAGAUUGCAUGUUGCAUAAAGAAUAAAACUAUGUGACACGAGCGUUUUAAAACAAGUUUAAACCCAACAGCCAUUAUAUAGUAUAUUCCUUGUGUUUUGCUUGAGAACCAAGAGAAAAGAUCAAUUGCGAUUCCAUUCUUCUUCCUCCAGGGAAGUUGCGUGACGAUAAUGACACCUGAACGUGUAAUUAAAAAGCUCGGUCCGAGUUGACCACGACACCGUGAGGUUUAUGCAGGGCGAUGAAUGGUGGUCUUGUCUUCCUAGAAGGAAACGUCAGCUAUUAUUAUUAUUUUCAUCAUUAUCACCAUUCAAAAUGACCGAAACCUCUGUAUGGAACAGGUCCAUAAUGUGGAACUGAGAAAAAUGAAAAUGGAGUCAAUGCGAAGGAGUAAAUAAGUAAACGGAUCACUGGAAAAUCAAGACCGUGAAUAAUAUCAAGAAGGAAACGCCAAGAGAGAAAUAAAAAAGAAAUAAUAAUAAGUGAGAACUCAGGAAGGAAAUUUCACUGAAACUUUGAAAUUCAUAGCACCAGGCAAGGUCCUUCAUGUGAGGAAGGAUGAAGACCCACCCCAGCAAGAGGGUAUCCUUCGUGCCCGUGCCCACCGAGGAACGAGAAGGGACGGAAGAGGGGGACGAUUUGGUCCAAGAUGGAGAGCAGCGACCCAGGAGCAAGUUCACUGUAUGGAAUGAGAUUGUCAUCUGGUGUUCGCUCCUCUUCUACGUGGGUGACCUCUGCCUUGACCUCUGGACCUGUUCCGUUCAUUUUAACACCAAGAAGCCCAAAUCGGCGUGGUUCAUCUUCUUUGCAAUUCUGCUGCCCAAUUUGUACGCUGGAUAUAAGUCGCUGCAAUGGUACUUAAGAGCCCACGCCCUUACUCCGCUGAGGAAGCCUCACAUAUGGAUGAUCCGGGUCUUCUUCUUCCCCAUCAGUCCCAUACUCAGGUACCUGGACGCUUGGUGGUACGGCUUCCGAGCCAGACAGGCAUGGAAGAAGCACAAUUACGGACAGGAGAAGAAAUUCUUCGAGGGCUUCCUGGUGGAGAGCGCCGAGGUAGCCAUGUUGAGGCUGGUCAUUAUCUUCCUGGAGGACGCGCCCAUCGUCGUCUUGAACCUGGCCAUCUUGAUCGAGGCUCCCCCGGGGGAGUGGGCCAUGGCUCCGGGCAUUAAAGAAGAUCCCGAAGCCGUUCGUCUGGGGCUGGUCAUAGCCAAGCUAGCCUGCACCAUGACCUUGGGCGUGGUGCAUUACAUGUCCUGCAACAAACUCGCUUGGCAUUUGGCACAUUCCCGGGAAGAGGAUGGGCAUGGGACCCACACCCCGUCCUCGACCGCUCCCGCAUGGGAGAGGAAGGGCAUUCUUUCUUGGGUGGCUGAAGUUACCAUAUAUUGCUGGCAAUUACUCUCGAUUGGCUCCAGAGUGACUGCGUAUGCCCUGUUUUCUGUGGUACGUUUCAAUCUCCUUUGGGUGCCCAUCAUAAUCCGUUGGUUAAUUCACACCUUGUGGAUCUACUUUGAUGUUCGUGAGAUGUCCGUCAUCAACUCUGUUGCAUUUGGGGGCGUUUACCUCUUCUCCUUCGUUACAACUUCACCAGGGCACCAGAUACUACGCAUCCUACUAUAUUACGUGAUAACUUUUGGAGAAAACAUCAUAAUUGCCAUUUUGUGGUCGUAUUAUGCUCCAGAUAACUACUUCCAAGCCUGUGGUCUUGCUGUCAUGUUUGGAGGUGCAAUUGGAGGCCUCAUAUUCCUUAUGAUCUACUAUUGCUGGUGUCAUCCUGACAGGCAGAACAUUUGGGCCUGGCAAAAAUUCCAUGAGCUGCGGGAAAAGCGACAGAACAGACCAGGCAUUGUGUAAUAGGCUGUAUAUAUUAUUAAUAUACAAUUCAUAAAAAAAUAUAAAAGCUCUCAGGACGAAAGGUUGGAAGUGAACAGGAACUUUUUGUACUAUGCAGAAGUCCUUGUCUUUUCUAUGCUGUCCUGUUAAAUGGCAUUUUGAUUGCUUGAUGGUAAAUUCUCUCAGUGUUUUAUGGUAGUUUGGAAAUUGUCAUUAGAAGAACCUUUCAAGUAAGAUUUACCUUUUGCUAGGAGUUAUAGUUUGUAAAAAUAUUCUUUGUAUGGAUUGUACAAAUCAGUUAUACACCAACAUGUAUACAGUACAUAAAAUUGCCAAUUUUAAAUGUUAUUAAGCAACCUUCUUAACAAGAACAAGCUUAGUAAUUAUAAAUGUGAAAUCCUGUUGAGUGAGAAAACAUAUUUUGAUAAUAAGAAAAAUGCGAGUGUUUUAAUAUGGUGAUUUGGUGGGUAUUAAGUGCAAUGUUACUAGUAAGGACAUUUUUCAACUAUUUAUUCAGCCAGACCUAGUCAUUAUGUUCAUUGUAAAUAGUAUCUUUUAUUAUGAGUCUAAGUGAUCAUGGCUUCCAGGAAGGUUCACAGUACAUCACUAGAAUUUGUAGUUGUUCAGAAGUUGUUUUCUGAGGAUUGAUUGACAAUGAGGUUGUGCAGAAAUGUAGUUUUACAUAUUUAGUCUGUCACUUGAUUCAAGCUAUACACGCUGAAUUUGUUAUUCAGUAUCUUGAAUUUUUUCAUUGUUAUGCAUUUGAAUAAUAUCUGUGGUUCCCCUGGUCUUUCUUAAACACUUAGAUUUUACAAUGCAGAUGAUGCCAGUCUCUCAAUGAAGCAUCUGUGUAACGCGAAUUCUUAUCGUAAUGCAAAUAGAAUACUUAAUAUGGAAACCUAGUCAAACUUCUUGACAUACGUACUUGGUUUGUGUUUGUUAGGAGGGAGAAAGGUUAAUUAUUUUUGAAAGUGCUAGUUGUUUUAAGGCCCCGUCAUAUUUGGCUGUUUGGUGAGACAUUUUGUGAAAGUUGUUGAAAAAGAUCUUUUUAUUCUUGUUAACUAAUUCAGUAAGCCUUUUCUGUGAUGCUUAAAUAAAAGAUAUAUUUUAUGUAGCAUAUUUGAAAUGAAGACUUAUGUGCCUCUUCUGCAAGCUCUUGAUAUAUAUUUGUACCUCCCUCUAACCACUUGUGCCUGUUGAAUACCAUGUAAACAUUUGUGCCUUUUGGUUGAAAUAAUUAUAGGAGGAAAAUCAUAUAAGCAUUCAUGCAUUUUGAUUUAGCUCUGGAAUCAAUUUGUGCCUUGUCAGUAUGAUAUCUGGUAUUCCUUGAAAUAAGACAUUUUAUUUCAUAUUUGGUUCUCUUAUGUGAGAUUCAAGUGUGUGUGACAGGUAAUCACUUUUGUUGACCAGUUUUGCUUUGCAUUUAGAAGAGGUAUAUAGAAAGUAAAAUAACAUCGCAAUGACUGUACAAGGAUCCUCAAAGUUCUUCUGUGUGAUAUGGCAGGUAGAAUUUAUAGAAUGCAAUGUACUAUAACUACAAAAACUAUAUACAUAUUAACAAACCAAGUUAGCAACACUAAAUAGUGCCACAACGGUCAAUGAUUCAUAUUCUUAUGUUGUAAUAUGGAAAUCUUGGGAUUUAGAGAUAAAAGCAUACAGAAACAAAUUUGGGGUAUCACCUUGAAGCUGAUUAAGACAGGAAAAACAAAAAUGUUGAUACAGGUGUGAUUUUGUACUAGAAUAACUAUUUUCUUUAUAUUUUAUGUUUACAGGCCCUGUAGGUACUAUUUCAAACAUUUGUACUGUGUGAUAUAUACAUUUUUUUUAUUGUAUCAUUAACUAAAGCCGCCAUGUGAUAAUUGUUCCAUUGUUUGUUAUCCCUAGUUUUACAGAAGACAGUAUCUUCAUCACCAUGGUAAGGGAAAGUUAAACCUUUGACAAAUUAAAUAUCAUUACUCCUUGACUCUCUUAACUUCCCAUCAAGCCAUUUCACUUUCUUGCAACUUGUAUUUAGUAUCCCUUAUUUUCAUGACCCACAACAGUCAUCAUUAUAUGAAGAUUUAACAAUUUUGUAUCACUUAUUGAAGCAAUGUCGCUGAAAAGGCAUUAAAUUUGUAAGUCAGGGCAACCUUACUCUUAUAAAUCAUCAGGUCAUUGAUGAGAUCACACCAGGUCUGGAGCAUUUGAGUAGUUGGUAAUAGGGUGCUGUACUUAUAGGGUGUGCAAUUUCAAAAGAACACCUUAAAAAUAUAUAGUGUUUAUUUUGUCUGUGAGAAUUUUGUGAGUGAGAGAUUGAACACUAUAGUUAAGUAGUGUGUGCUUGUCUGAGAACUAAAAAUGAACCAGUCAUUUGGAUGUGAUGCCGAAUACAUCAAACUUCAUAGGUGGAAUGAGGACUGUGGGUGUGUGUUGUUGAAUUGCAAAAAAACACUAGAAAUGAAACGACUAUUUGCAUGUGAGGUGAAAAAUAUUCUUGAAGUUCCUAUCUUCUGUUCCUUUGUGCUGUACAUAACAUGUUGAAAACAUUUAAUCUGGAGUAAAUCCUUUUCUAAAGGGUUUUGAUGUGGAAAAGGCUAAUUGGAGAGGCUGCUGUGGUAGUGUUUUUCACUCGCCCCAGAUUCAUACCGACACCCUUUUAGAAAGGGUGAGUGAGUCAGAAUAUUCUGGCAUGUCCAAUUUAGCAGUUCUCUGGUAUUUUAGCAAUAAUUUACCUUAGAAAUAGUGCUAAAGGAACGUAUUUCACGGAGCGACACGGCUUCCUCGCCCAGAAAUAGAUUUUUCCUACAUCAAAAUCCCUUUAUUAGGCAUGCACUUUUAUUAGAUAGUCAAAUGUACAGGGUUGUGCCUCUCUUCACGUAAUGCAUUUUACUUUUGGGAUUUUCAGUUCUAUAGUAUUCCAAGAAACUGCUAUUUUGAAGAAUUAAAGAUAUCAUUUCUUGUUGAAGAUAUAACCUUUGCAAUCUAUUAGUUGAUAAGUUCACUACUUUUCAAGGUUUAGAAGACUUGAAAACAUGUUUAAAUUUUAUGAAGUUCUCUUCUUGGGAUAUGUAGAGGGUAACGCAUUUAUCGGCAAUUAAAUUGAAGUACGUACUGUAUAAAGCUCAGUGCUAAAAUUUGUGUACAUCCAGAUUUUAUUGUGAACUGUGUAGUUGCUAAACUUUUCCUGUCAUGUAGUGAAAACAAAAACUUGAAUUGACAAGAAACGGGUAAACAAAUACAUAGAGAGAAAAUAACAAUAGAAACAUUUCUGAGCCUUACCCCUAUCAAUUUAAACAAAUAUUUUAGAUUUAUCAUGUUACAAAAAGAAUGAAAAUAUCCACACCUUAGCAGAGCUAAUUCUUCAUUUUUUUGUUUAGUUCACUGGCAACAAUUUACUUCAUGAGAACUUACAAAUGAGGUUUAAGAUACAUCUUAUUUUAUUUAUUUUAAAGAAUUUCUUUUCUAAGCAGAUCUGUGAUUAGUAUGUGAAAAUUCUUAAGUAUCUUUACUAAGAAAAAUUGUAGGAACUGUGAAAGUAUUGAAAGAAAUGAGAUAGUUUUGUUUAUCAUAGGAUGUUAAAAUUACAAUGACUCCUUUUGAAAUUACAUAUCUGUAAAAUCAGUGGCAUUUCAUAAUUUGCCUCCAUUUGUAGCAAACUUUUCUACUUUUUUUCUUUUCAUCCAUGCCUUUGUUUACUUCUAUAGUGCAUAUUGGUAUUUUACGUCAACUAGCUCACUAUGAAGGUAAAACCCACAGUGUGCCAUUGGCAGUGCUCUAUAGGCUGUACCAGUGAUUCAUAUUGCAUCCCCUCCAUUCCCAUGAAACAUUUCUGACCUUUCACUUUUCUGCCGUUCCCCUGAUUUCUUCUUGACUAGUUGUCCAUCUUUCAUUUUUACACAAUAUUUGUGAACAAACCCAACUUCAUGGAAGUAAAGAAAAGUGACUUAGUGUUUUGCAUAAAUUAGUGAACACUGAUAGCAAUUACUGAGAAUGCAAAUUACUGUAUUAUGAUAGGUGCCACCUUUUGCACCUACAAUUACAAUUCCUAUGUAAGCUAUCAUUUUGUGCUAUACAAAAGCAUGUUCACAUGCAAGUGUGAGAAGAAACAAGGCUUACCAUUCAGUUGAAAGUUUGUCUUGUUUCAUACCAUAUAUUAUAAGAGAGACAAUUGUAAGACUGUGAAAGCUAUAGAUGUUGUGAUCUUUAACUGUAUAAUUAAAACACUACCGAAUUCAUUGUAGUCCUCUUGAUGUUUUUAAUGUUCUUUUAAACAGAAAUUAAUGACAGAGAAUGUAUAUUUUUAGAUAUCUAGUAUUUUUUUCAUGCAAUUACCUAUACAUGAACUUGAUUACUGUAUCAUGAACAGUUUUGUAUCAAAUCUAUUCAGACAAUGCAAAGAUGGGUAUUUUUAUUACGUACUGUUGUUACUUUGUAGUUGUAUGCUGCCUGCCAUGUACGUAUUAAUGCUAUUAAAUGAAUUUUAUACAA
This is a messenger RNA of Macrobrachium nipponense, 6859 nucleotides long. Its product is annotated as XK-related protein 4-like. Bases 1118 to 2413 code for a protein of 431 amino acids. Gene Ontology annotation, cellular component: membrane. The transcript has 9 exons. The record is from RefSeq and is a predicted model, not a curated record. NCBI's taxonomy places the organism in Eukaryota, Metazoa, Arthropoda, Malacostraca, Decapoda, Palaemonidae.